This is a messenger RNA of Asparagus officinalis (garden asparagus), 740 nucleotides long. Its product is annotated as biogenesis of lysosome-related organelles complex 1 subunit 2. The record is from RefSeq and is a predicted model, not a curated record. The transcript is spliced from 3 exons. Bases 190 to 537 code for a protein of 115 amino acids. NCBI's taxonomy places the organism in Eukaryota, Viridiplantae, Streptophyta, Magnoliopsida, Asparagales, Asparagaceae.
ACUUUUAAAGUUUAUGGUUCUUGUAUGCAAAUCUCCUCCAACUUCAGGGUAGUUCUCUGUAAUUUAAUCAACUUGGGAGGUACUAAUCCAAAAAGUUUCAUCCAGGAAUGGGCCUAGUUCGUUGAUUCGUAGCUGUGGCAGCGAAAAUUUGUUUGGGAAGAGGGAAUAGCUUGGAUCUUUUUAGGGCAAAUGGCGGUUCGAGAUGAACUGGCGGAAUCGUUGGCAGAUCUCUUUACCAACCUAUCUGCUAUGGUCAAAGGCGAGCUCGAGGGGACAAAUAACCAGCUAUUGCUUCUGGAGAAGAUGAACCACAGAGUGGCAGAGGAAUAUAAUGGCUUCGGCGAUGUAGCUUCUGGAUUAAGGGUAUUUGUUGAACAAUUGAGCGAUAAAAAUAAAAACUUCGAUGAUUAUGUGCAUGAAAUCGAUGCGAUUGACAAACAAGUUACUGAGUUUGAAGCUGCCGUUUCCGUGCUGGAUAAGUAUGUUGGCAUGUUGGAGAAGAAAGUACUAUCUGCUUAUGAUAAUGUACAUACAUAAUUUGUGUUCUCAUGAUAAAUCGUCUUUUUAACUUAAAAGACGUAAUUUCUAAAUUUCAACUUAUGGUAUUAGCACUUGUUAUUUCUGACUUUUAGAGGAGGAAACUUGAUGACAGCAUCCCCUGAUGUAACUGCUAUGUAAUCUGUCACAGUGCAAUUGACAAAAGUUAUGAAGCAUAAUACUCUGAAAAAGAUUUGACAAAA